ACCUUUAUAUAAACUCAAACGCCUUUCAACAUAUGUCCCUAUAAUAGCACACUAAAUUCACAUACAUACAUCUUAAAAAAUGGUUCGAGACCUAAAGAACAUGACGCUUCGUGGAUUCGGUCUUGUGUGUCUGUUCACGAUCGUUAGCAAAGCCUACGCUAGAGAGUUUGCGGUUGGUGGUGCAAAAGGUUGGACCGUCCCUUCAGGUUCUCAAGUUUACAGUCAAUGGGCAGAGCAAAGCAGAUUCCAAAUCGGCGACUCUCUGCUGUUCGUUUACCAACCAAACCAAGACUCAGUUCUCCAAGUCACAAGAGACGCCUACGACAGCUGCAACACGGAUGCACCAACCGCUAAGUUCGCUGAUGGCAAAACUUCUUUCGCAUUAACACACUCUGGACCAUACUAUUUCAUCAGUGGAAACAAAGACAACUGCAAAAAAAACGAGAAGCUUGUGGUCAUCGUCAUGGCUGACAGAAACGGCAACACCACCACAUCAUCACCACCACUGCCUUCUCCAGCUCCUGCUCCCUCAUCAUUACCGCCUUCUCCAGCGCUGGCUCCCUCGGCAGAGUCCCCUCCUUCUCCACCGCCAAUGACAGGACCCUUUGAGACACCAGCACCUACGCCUACUCCAACUCACGAAACUCCAAAUAGUGCAGCUUCCCCAUCUUCUUCCUUUGUGGCUGCUCUUCUUGUAGCUGCCUUUGCUUCCACUCUAUUCCUACACUAACUAGUUUAUCUUCUGCCUUAUCUUUUCACUCUUUUUUCAGUUGGUGUUUGUUGCUUGAUUUAUAAACAUUUGUUUAUCAUGUAAAUGAAUAAAAGUUCCACUUGGGUUGUAUUA
Brassica napus (rape) is the source of this 844-nucleotide messenger RNA. RefSeq names its product early nodulin-like protein 3. Gene Ontology annotation, cellular component: plasma membrane. Lineage: Eukaryota; Viridiplantae; Streptophyta; Magnoliopsida; Brassicales; Brassicaceae. Gene Ontology annotation, molecular function: electron transfer activity. The record is from RefSeq and is a predicted model, not a curated record. Bases 80 to 730 code for a protein of 216 amino acids. The transcript has 2 exons.